UUGUUAGUGGAUGUUAUAAAGUCGCUGAAUUUUUUUGUGAGUGUGUGAAUAAUUGUAUGGUUGAAGUGUGAGAUAUAGAGAGGUAGAUAUGACUGCCACUGUUUCCCAAAACUCUCUGUUGCUUAUGUUGCUUUCUUCAUUUCAAGGUAGUAUUAACAUUCGGGUCAUGGUCCCUCUGAGCCUGUUAGCAGAAAUGUGGAUGGGUUGAUGUUUUGUACCUGAUUUUAUCAUCGUGGUUGAACGAGACUGUUAACUGAAUUUACAUAAUUUUUUGUUCUUCAGGAGAGGAGGCUGGUGGUGGGGUCUUUGGUUGGGAGUGAUUUUGCAUCCAUUUUGGAUGUGGAAGCAUUGGAGGCUGGCCCAGGUGAAAUGAGGGAUGUUAUCAAGGUUGAUGAACUUUCUGAGGGCCUGCUGGCUGCCAUCCUCAUACCGAUAUGUACAGCCAGGUUCGGAUGCAGUUGGCAGACAAGAUGGGUUACUUUGGUACAAAGACAACGGGCAACACUUGAACGGUGAAUUUUCAAUGGCUGUUGUACAGGCCAACAGUUUGCUUGAGGAUCAGAGUCAGGUUGAGUCUGGUCCCUUGAGCACGCUGGAGUCUGGCCCAUAUGGCACCUUUGUUGGAAUAUAUGAUGGUCAUGGCGGUCCUGAGACCUCCCGAUACAUCAAUGAUCACCUAUUCCAGAAUCUAAAAAGAUUCACAUCAGAGCAACAGUCCAUGUCAGUGGAUGUGAUACGGAAAGCAUAUCAAGCGACAGAAGAGGGAUUCCUCUCUGUUGUUACCAAACAGUGGCCUAUGAAACCCCAAAUUGCAGCUGUUGGGUCUUGUUGCCUUGUUGGUGUGAUCUGUGGUGGCACCCUUUACAUUGCCAAUGUUGGUGACUCCCGAGCUGUGCUGGGGAGAGUUAUGAAGGCUACUGGGGAGGUUCGUGCCAUCCAGCUGUCAUCAGAGCACAAUGUGGCCAUAGAAUCUGUCAGACAGGAGAUGCAUUCUUUGCACCCAGAUGACUCACAUAUUGUAGUUUUAAAGCAUAAUGUAUGGCGCGUAAAGGGAUUGAUACAGGUUUCUAGAUCAAUUGGUGACAUAUAUCUGAAAAAGGCUGAAUUUAACAGGGAGCCUUUGUAUACCAAGUUUCGCUUACGUGAACCUUUUAAAAGGCCAAUUUUAAGCUCUGAACCAUCGAUCUCUGUACAUGAACUUCAACCACAUGAUCAAUUUGUCAUAUUUGCUUCUGAUGGGCUGUGGGAGCACCUUAGCAACCAGGAAGCGGUUGAUAUAGUUCAAAAUCACCCACGCAGCGGAAGUGCUCGGAGGCUUGUGAAAACUGCCUUGCAGGAAGCAGCCAAGAAAAGAGAAAUGAGAUACUCAGAUUUGAAGAAAAUAGAGCGUGGUGUCCGCCGGCAUUUCCACGACGACAUAACAGUCAUAGUCGUAUUUCUUGACUCAAACCUUGUGAGCAGAGCCAGCUCAGCUAGAGGCCCUAGUUUGUCUGUGAGAGGACGUGGUAUUAAUAUACCUGCAAAAACUCUUGCCCCUUCCAUGGAAACCUCAUGAAGCCGGCUCAUGUAAUAUUGUACCUAUUGUUGAGUCCUUCUGAGAGCUCCGGUGAACCAUCAGCUUGUAAAUCCAAGAGAGAUAAGGAAGGUGCAGUCAAUUUUUUUUCACUGUACAAUGUAACAAUUAACUUGAACAUGUAUGUUACUUUAGUUUCUGAGAUCUUGAGCAGAGGUAUAAGGAAAGAAUCAAAGAUGUAGAGCUUCAAAGAUGACAAACACGAGAUUCUUUCUUGAGGAAA
This is a messenger RNA of Prunus mume (Japanese apricot), 1796 nucleotides long. The record is from RefSeq and is a predicted model, not a curated record. NCBI's taxonomy places the organism in Eukaryota, Viridiplantae, Streptophyta, Magnoliopsida, Rosales, Rosaceae.